CUCGGGAGCUGCCUCGCGCGGCCGGGCGGGCCUCCCUGUCGCGGCGCCGCUCAGGCUCGGGCUGGCCCGGCGCGGCCUCGGGGCUGCCCAUGGGGCGCGGGGGGCCGGGCCGGUGACGGCGGACGCCCAUGGACGCCCCUGAGGCGCCGCUGCCGCCGGUGAUCUACACCAUGGAGAACAAGCCCAUCGUCACCUGUGCUGGGGAUCAGAAUUUAUUUACUUCUAUUUAUCCAACGCUUUCCCAGCAGCUUCCGAGGGAACCGAUGGAAUGGAGAAGGUCCUAUGGCCGUGCUCCAAAGAUGAUUCACCUGGAAUCCAACUUCGUUCAAUUCAAAGAGGAGCUGCUACCCAAAGAUGGAAACAAAGCUCUGCUCACUUUCCCCUUUCUUCAUAUUUAUUGGACGGAAUGCUGUGAUACUGAAGUGUAUAAAGCUACGGUAAAAGACGACCUUACCAAGUGGCAGAAUGUUCUGAAAGCUCAUAGCUCUGUGGACUGGCUCAUAGUGGUAGUUGAAAAUGAUGCCAAGAAAAAAAACAAAACCAACAUCCUUCCCCGAACUUCUAUUGUGGACAAAAUAAGAAAUGAUUUUUGUAAUAAACAGAGUGACAGGUGUGUCGUGCUCUCCGACCCCUUGAAGGACUCUUCUCGAACUCAGGAAUCCUGGAAUGCCUUCCUGACCAAACUCAGGACCUCACUUCUUAUGUCUUUUACCAAAAACUUGGGCAAGUUUGAGGACGACAUGAGGACGUUGAGGGAGAAGAGGACGGAGCCAGGCUGGAGCUUCUGUGACUAUUUCAUGGUCCAGGAGGAACUGGCCUUUGUGUUUGAGAUGCUGCAGCAGUUCGAAGAUGCCCUCGUACAGUAUGAUGAACUGGACGCCCUGUUUUCUCAGUACGUCGUCAACUUUGGUGCUGGGGAUGGUGCCAACUGGCUGACUUUUUUCUGCCAGCCGGUGAAGAGCUGGAACGGACUGAUCCUCCGAAAGCCCAUAGACAUGGAGAAGCGGGAGUUGAUACAGAGGCAGGAAGCCACCCUGUUGGACCUGCGCAGUUACCUGUUCUCUCGCCAGUGCACCCUGCUCCUCUUCCUGCAGAGGCCGUGGGAGGUGGCCCAGCGCGCCCUGGAGCUGCUGCACGGCUGCGUGCAGGAGCUGAAGCUCCUGGAGGUCUCUGUCCCGCCUGGCGCUCUGGACUGCUGGGUGUUCCUGAGCUGUCUGGAGGUGCUGCAGAGGAUAGAAGGUUGUUGUGACCGGGCACAGAUAGACUCGAACAUUGCCCACACUGUGGGCUUAUGGAGCUAUGCCACCGAGAAGCUAAAGUCCUUGGGCUAUCUGUGCGGACUUGUGUCGGAAAAAGGACCUAACUCAGAGGACCUCAACAGGAUAGUUGAUCUUCUGGCAGGUUUGGGAGCUGAGCGACCCGAAACAGCCAACACAGCUCAGAGUCCUUAUAAGAAGCUCAAGGAAGCAUUAUCAUCAGUAGAAGCUUUUGAAAAACACUACUUGGAUCUGUCCCACGCGGCCAUCGAAAUGCACACGAGCAUCGGAAGGCUCCGGUCUGCUAAGUUUGUUGGGAAGGACCUGGCAGAGUUUUACAUGAGGAAAAAGUCUCCACAGAAGGCGGAAGUGUACCUGCAGGGAGCACUGAAGAACUACCUGGCUGAGGGCUGGGCGCUGCCCAUCACUCACACGAGGAAGCAACUCGCCGAGUGUCAGAAACACCUUGGACAGACCGAAAACUACCUUCAGACCAGUAGCCUUUUGGCCAGCGAUCACCACCUGACUGAGGACGAACGGAAGCACUUCUGCCGGGAGAUACUCAGCUUUGCCAGCCGACAGACGGACAGCCCAGGUCAGAAAAUAGUACUCCCUCUGCACUGUUUUGCACAACUGAGAGACCUCCAUUUUACCCCUUCCAACGCCGUGGUCCACGUCGGGGGGGUUCUGUCCGUGGAGAUCACCUUGUGCAGCCAGAUGCCCAUGCCCGUCCACGUGGAGCAGGUCGCCAUCAACGUCCACUUCAGCAUCGAGAAAAACAACUACCGCAAGACCGCCGAGUGGCUGACCAAGCACAAGACGUCCAAUGGGACCAUUAACUUUCCGACAGAGACCUCGCCUCUCCCCGUGCCCCAGAACAACUUACCCGCGCUGGAGUUGUAUGAGAUGUUUGAGAGAAGUCCUUCGGACAAUUCCUUGAACACAACGGGGAUUAUAUGCAAGAAUGUUCACAUGCUCCUGAGGAGGCAGGAGAGCAGCACUUCCCUAGAAACGUCCUCCGGUGUGGCUCUGGAGGACGGGGCCCAUGUGCUGAAAUGUAGCGGAGUGACUCUGGAACCGGGGGCCAAUAGGAUAACGUUCAGGACGCAGGCCAGGGAGCCCGGAACGUACACGCUGCGGCAGCUGUGCGCCUCGGUGGGCCCGGUGCGCUUCGUCCUCCCUCACCUGUACCCCCCGGUGCAGUACGACGUGUACUCGCAGGAGCCGCAACUGCGCGUCGAGCCGCUGGCCGAUAGCCUUCUGGCUGGUAUCCCUCAGAAGGUAAAGUUCACUGUCACCACUGGCCAUUAUACAGUAAAAAACGGGGACAGCCUGCAGCUCAGCAACGCGGAAGCCAUGCUCAUCCUGUGUCACGCAGAGAACAGAGCAGUGAUCUACUCCAACACGAGAGAAAAGGCUUCUGAUGCAUUGCUCCGGGUUCAGUCGUCUGACAAGGUCACAAGCAUCAGUCUGCCCGCUGCUCCUGCGUACCACGUGAUUGAAUUUGAACUGGAAGUUCUCUCUUUACCUUCAGCUCCAGUAACUGGAGGAGAGAGCAGCGUGCUGGGGAUGACAGAGUCCCAUGGGAAGCAUAAGGACACACAGAAAGCUGGCCAGUGCAUGGCUACCACAGACCACAAAGUGUCCAUUGACUGCCCGUGGUCCAUCUACUCCAGCGUCAUCGCCCUGACCUUCAGCGUGCCCUUCAGGACCACACACUCUCUUCUGUCCGCCGGGACACGGAAGUACAUUCAAGUUUGCGUCCAGAAUUUGUCGGAACUUGACUUUGAGCUGUCGGACGGUCACCUCGUGGAUCCUGACAGUAACGCCGACCUACGGCUGGUGCCGCUGAACGCGAAGUCCCCGCAGCACAUCCACAGCAAGCAGUCAGUGUUCUUUGUGUGGGAGCUGAAGUGGACGCGAGAGCCUCCGCCUUCUCUGCGCUGCCGGUUCUCCGUUGGAUCCUCCCCGGCUUCGGGAGGACGGCUCUCCAUCCCCUUAAAGCCGUACACUUACGAAUUUCAAGUGGAAAAUUUUUUCACGUUAUAUAACGUGAGAGCUGAGAUCCUGCCCCCUUCGGGAACGGAGCACUGUAGGACGGGCUCGCUCUGCUCCUUGGAGGUGUCCAUCACGCGGCUCUCCGACCUCUUGGAGGUGGAUAAGGAUGAGGCGCUGACAGAAUCCGACGAGUAUUUUUCCACCAAGCUUAUGUAUGAAGUGGUCGACAACAGUAGCAACUGGGCGGUGUGUGGGAAAAGUUCUGGCGUCAUCUCCAUGCCUGUGGCCGCCCGGGCCACUCACCGCGUCCACAUGGAGGUGAUGCCCCUCUUUGCGGGUUACCUGCCCCUUCCCGACGUCAGGCUCUUCAAAUACCUCCCCCACCACUCCGCUCACUCCUCGCAGCUGGACGCUGAUAGCUGGAUAGAGAGCGACGGGCUGUCGGUGGACAAGCACGUGGACGAGCAGCCGGACGGCGGCGGCGGCGGCAGGUGCAGGGGCAGCGCGCACCUGGCCUCCGGCGGCGAGCACAGGGGUUUGCCCAUGCCCCGGCUGCAGGCGCUGCCUCCCGGCCAGGUCUUCAACGCCAGCGUGGGCACGCAGGUGCUGGUCAUCCCCAGCAAAGACGACCACGUCCUCGAAGUCAGCGUCACAUGACCGUGCCUCGGGUCCUCGCGCGCCCCGGGCCGUUCGUGAGUGCGCUUGAAGGGGUCCCGCCUCCUCUGCCCCCCAUCGUCACAUCCUAGCGCUAACCGGACUCUUGGUGAUUCUGCCUGGCCGUGGAGGCGUCAGAGAAUGUCAGCGCGCAGCCGGUCGGCUGAGUGACAGCGUCAUUUCCGUGUUGUCCGUGGUGUAAGAUUCCCCGUUAUUUCUUUUUUCCUCCCUGUCCUUGUGCCGGCGCCUCCGGGGUUUGCCUGGACCCCACCCCUGCCAGUCCUCUCCCUGCCCCUGGGAGGUCUGUGCCCUGCUCUCUCACCCGGCAGCCUCCCGGUCUGCCGGCUCCUUAUGGAGUCCGUGGGCCUUCCAGGGGGGACACACGGCCACCCUCGCCGUCUUAGUAGUGACACGUGUAUGCCUUUCUGGGCACACGGCUGCCCUCUUUCUGGACCGGUUGGUUUUGUAAGGCUCCUGAGGGAUAAAACACCAUCCUUUACCCAGAUGAGUUGUGCUUCUCUAGAAUAACACCCUUUGAGAGCGGGUCAGCGAGGUUGAGUGCUGGAGGGGGGAGGGAACUGAGCCCCUUCUGUGCCUUGGGACGUCACACUGGGAGGGCCUGGAGCCUCCAUUAGCUGGAGCCAUUUUAAGGUACUUUGGGGAGACUAGACCAGGGCCUAAGGGACCACUGGUAUUGCAAUAGUUUAGGAAUAAACGUUUCUGGAACCCCUUUUCCCCAUGAUAUUGAUUGAAUUAUCAUAUGCACUUGGAAUUAAAUAUGUAUUUAUUUUAAUUAUCAUUACAUUGGGGGUUGGUACAUUGUUUUCUUCUCACCUUAAAAGUCUCCAUGUCAUUGUCGCUGUGUAAUCAAUACUUUCUUCCGCACCUUAAGUCCUAGAGGUUAAGAGGCUCCAUUUCAGCGGAGAUUGGCGGGGCCCUGUCAGUGUGCUUCUAGUCUGGUUGUGGGAAUGACGGAAGUCUUGGAAUAUUCUCUGCCGGUCCACUAAAAUUGCAGUCAUAACCGUACCAAUGGAUUAAUUUGCUCUCGGUUGUAAAUUUAAUUGUACAUAUGGUUGAUUUAUUAUUUUUAAAAGUACAGACUAACUGAUGUAAUGUUUAUGUAGAAGUUGCACCAAAAAUCAAGGACAAAAUAAAUGUGUGUUUGUUUUUACUGGUGUGAGAGUCACAGCUUGUAAAUAAGUGUUGGCUGUAUGAAACCUUUUCCAGCUCUCCAAAGCGAUGUAUUUUUGUACAUAAGAGAUAGAGAACUCUUACUUCCCCGGGAAAGCGUGGUCAGAACGGAGCCCGGCCGGCUGAUGCAGAAAGGGAGUGCGGUCAGGCCCAGAGGGCACGGCCUCACGCCCAGCUGGAGAGGAAAGGGGCCUGCUUGUCACCUGCCAGAGAGAGGCUGGAGGAGGCUGGCGUUGAGGGGGUGGCGGGGACUUGGGGCUGCGGGGGUGAAGGGGCAGAUCAGAGUCCUUGUUCCCACGCUUCUGUGUUGUCUCUCACAUCACUCAGAAAAUAAGGUGGUGUGAUUCCCCCGCACCCCACCCUGUGUCUUUUUCGUUUACAGAAAUUGGAGAUACGUAAAGAAGAUCAAUAUUUGUGAGUUUAAUUAAACUUUUCAGAAAUUAAUCUUCCUUAGGUGCACUUUAAAACUAAUAAACUUGGUCAACUAGGCAAAUUAGAGCUUCGGAGUCUAAUGAUAGUUUAGGGUUUCUAAAAUGUUUGUUUUGUUGUAAAAAUUGAUGAUUGCCCUACGGAUCUGCCAAGCCCUGUGGAUGAAGAGAUGUUUGAGAUGUGAUUCCGCCCGAAACACCUCACGUGGUCAGUCUCGGAGCCUCCGCGCCUAAUGCGGCUUUCCCUCUACACUCCGGAAGGGGACAUGUGAUUCGAUGGUUACCUUAUUUCUGUUUGAUGUGUGUGUGUGUGUGUGUGUGUGUGUGUGUGUGUCUAGGUUCCAAUCCCAGGAUGAAAUUCUCUAAUUACAUAAUAUAUAGAGAGGGAGAAAAGGAAGGGGAAAUCCAAAAUGUUCAUGGUGGCUUCUUAUUGUCCUCAAUUCAUAUGAAAUAAAAUUUAUUGGAGGUUUGGUUUUUUUUCCCCCAAUUACCUGAGAGAUCUUUUGCAACCCAAGUUACAAGGGUGCCUCUGUUUUUAUUUUGUUUCGUUUUACCCAAAAGAAAAAUGUUACCUAAACCUUCGUCUUUUUUUUUUCUU
Molecule: messenger RNA, 6125 nt
Organism: Panthera uncia (snow leopard)
Lineage: Eukaryota; Metazoa; Chordata; Mammalia; Carnivora; Felidae
Gene: TRAPPC10
Product: trafficking protein particle complex subunit 10
Exons: 23
Coding region: 129-3911 (1260 amino acids)
Biological process (GO): intra-Golgi vesicle-mediated transport; early endosome to Golgi transport
Cellular component (GO): TRAPPII protein complex
Source: RefSeq, a predicted model, not a curated record